This is a messenger RNA of Penicillium longicatenatum, 987 nucleotides long. RefSeq lists its product as uncharacterized. Bases 1 to 987 code for a protein of 328 amino acids. Lineage: Eukaryota; Fungi; Ascomycota; Eurotiomycetes; Eurotiales; Aspergillaceae. The transcript has a single exon. The record is from RefSeq and is a predicted model, not a curated record.
AUGCCCCCACUCCCCCAGGAUCUACUAGAUGGAAUCUCCGGGGGCCUCGCAGCAGAAGGAGACGUCCUCAGAAUGGCCCUAAUAAUCUUCAUUGGGUUAUCAUGCUACAACAUCGCCGAGCUAGUCGUCUUAGUGACAGCCACCUUCCGCCGAUGGCGCGGUUUAUAUUUCUGGUCUUUAUUGGCAUCAGGCUGUCUUGGCGUGGUACCAUACACGAUUGGAUUCAUGAUGAAAUUCUUCACGCAUGCCGACACCGUACUAUCCGUUACUAUCCUCACAGUAGGAUGGUGGACGAUGGUGACUGGUCAAUCGAUAGUGCUAUAUUCGCGACUGCACCUCGUUCUCCGGGAUGAGAAGACCUUAAUUUGGGUCCUACGGAUGAUUGUGUUUAAUUUCUUCCUGUUGCAAGUCCCUACUACCACCCUGACGUAUGGAGCUAAUAUUAUCCAUACCGGUAGUCUGACCUGGGUAUGGGGAUACAAUGUUAUGGAGAAGGUCCAGUUGACCGGAUUUACGAUCCAGGAGAGUCUUAUAUCUACGCUUUACGUGAUCCACACAGUGAAGUUACUUCGUCUCGGUGCGAAUACGACGAAUCAUUCCGAUUCGCGGACGAUCAUGUACCAUGUUAUUGGGAUAAAUUGUACCAACAUAGCAAUGGACUUGUUAUUGUUGAGUUUGGAAUAUGCCAACCAAUAUGCCGUCCAGGUCGUGUUGAAGGGAUUGAUAUACUCCAUCAAGCUGAAGUUGGAGUUUGCGGUGCUGGGUCGGUUGGUCUAUAUCAUUCAGAGAUCGAGGCAUCCUAUCUCGGUGUCUAUUGCGGAUACACUGCCUCUUUGUUCGUAUCCGCAUGCGCCUGAGCCUUCGAGUCGUGCUGAGCAGACUGAUUCUGAGCCCGAGCCGAAGGAUAUUAUUACCCCGCUCGAAGGGGAAGUGGUUGAGACGAAGGAUUUUGUCGAGUCGGGGGAGUCACGGAAACCGGCUUCAUGA